This is a messenger RNA of Amphibalanus amphitrite, 1596 nucleotides long. Its product is annotated as annexin A5-like. Bases 286 to 1239 code for a protein of 317 amino acids. The record is from RefSeq and is a predicted model, not a curated record. Lineage: Eukaryota; Metazoa; Arthropoda; Thecostraca; Balanomorpha; Balanidae. The transcript has 9 exons. Gene Ontology annotation, cellular component: cytoplasm. Gene Ontology annotation, molecular function: calcium-dependent phospholipid binding; calcium ion binding.
CGGGCUCUUCCUCGCACAUCAAUGCUUCCAUUCCACAAGACCUUCAAUCCGCCGGCCAGAUGUCGCUGAAAGCUGUGAGAUAUGCAGGUAGAGGUCAGGACAAUCGAGGCCACGCUGCCGCCUGUGAGUACUUUGCACUUCUACUUGCCAUCUAUCGCUGUGGUAUAUUUACUGAGUCCACUGUUCCAAGUCCCAGCAGGCUCGGCCCGGCCGGCGUCGUCCGCCCAGCCCCGUCCCAGUCCAGCUCGGCGGUGGUGGUAGCACGGAGCCCACAGCGCACAAAUCAUGGCGUACUCACCGACCGUCGUUCCGUAUGAGGACUUCAACGCCGAGGAAGACGCCCACGCCCUCAAGGCGGCGAUGAAGGGCAUGGGCACGGAGGAGGCUCCCAUUGUGGAGAUUCUGACCCGUCGUACCUACCAGCAGCGGGAGGAGAUCGCACAGACAUACAAACGCGAGUUCGGGCGGGACCUGGGCGAGGAUCUUGCCAGCGAGCUGGGCGGAGAGCUGGAGGACCUGAUGUGCGGCCUCACUCACUCCUACUUCGAGUACCUCGCGCUGGAACUCAGCAAGGCCAUGAAGGGCAUGGGAACCAAGGAGAAGAUCAUUAACGAGAUCAUCCUGUCGCGUAACAACUCUGAGCUGCAGCUGCUGAAAGAGACGUACGCCAAUACGUGUCACAGCUCGCUGGAGGAGGAUAUCCGUGGUGAGUCGGACGGUGACCUGGAGAAACUGCUGGUCGCUCUGCUCAACGACAGUAGAGAUGAGAUUGGAGACGUCGACAACGCCAAGGCCCAGCAGCAGGCGCAGGAUCUCUACAACGCCGGCGAGAACAAGUGGGGCACCAACGAGGCCGUGUUCCGCCAGCUGUUUUCACACGAGAGCCUGCCGCAGCUGAUGGCCAUCGCACAGGAGUACGAGGAGAUCUCCAAAAGAUCCCUGGCAGAGGCUAUCGAGUCGGAAAUGGGCGGCGACUUCCGCGACGCCCUCCUCAUCAUCCUGGAGGUGGCCAAGGACAAGAUCGGUUACUACGCCGACCUCCUGUACAACUGUAUGCAGGGAGCCGGCACCGACGACAAGACACUGAUCCGGCUGGUCCUCUCCCGUAGCGAGCUCGAUCUGGGCGACAUCAAGGAGAAGUACUUGGAAAAGUACGGAAAGACGCUGGACCAUUCCAUUGAGAGCGAGACUUCGGGACCGUACAAGGACGCCCUUCUGCUUCUGGUCCGGGGCGGCUAGUCUCCGCCCACGACGUGACGUCACUACGGCCUGAUGACGUCAGCACACGCGGCGCCGGUUCUUCGCUUCAGCCACAGCGCUGGAAGUCGGCGUUGGCUUUGGACGUCCGGGGAAGCCAUCACUUUCUGGGAGGUGCUUAUUCGUCAUAUAUGAACCGUACCGAUGUCAUCGAGCCUAUCUCGGAGGCUGUCUGUCUAGCUUGUGAUGAAUUAUUUGUAAUAAAUGCUGCCGAAUCUCCAACGGGAAGAUGACGGUCUUAUUAUGAAAAAGUUCAACUGUGAACAUAUCUCGUGCCGGGAACUUGUGAGCUCUUGCCUUUGCAGGAUUUCUUGCCGAAUACACGCUGAGGCUGGAUGU